AUGCUUGCUUCUGGUCCCGCCACCAAUGAAUACUACCCACCCUCAUCCGCCACCUUCGAUCCGGCCAUCCACCUCGCCUACACUCCUCCCGCCUCUAAACUCACCAUGUCCGACAUCGGCCUCCCCUCACAAGGCAUCUCCCCCAUCGCCGUGACCGAACCUUUCUCGCUCAUGUCUGUCGAAGGCGUACGUCAACUCCGUCAGGAUAUCCUAUCGACCGACGUGCUGGAGAAGUAUACGGUGGCGAGCAAGUUGGCGGCGUGCCAGAGCAGGGAGUUCCCGAAGACAGUGACGCCGUUCGUGCACCAGGUGUGGAAGCAUCCCGAGGUGCUAAGAAUCGUGAGUGAAGCGGCCGGGAUCGAGUUGGAGCCUGUCAUGGACCUCGAGCUCGGUCAUGUCAACCACCAACUUGGACCAAAGGGGAAGGAUGGGAUUCGAGAAAUCAGCGGUGUGGAUCCUAGACCUACACCACCAGCAUUGAACGUGGAUCAACUCAAGGCUCUCUCCGACGCCGACCUCGGAUCGUCCGAGCAAAACGUGGUUGGCUGGCAUUACGAUAGUUACCCAUUCGUUUGCGUCCUGAUGCUCUCUGACGUGUCGAACAUGAUUGGUGGAGAGACCGCCGUUAGGCGAGGAGAUGGCGGCGUGACGAAGGUUCGAGGGCCUGGCGUCGGUAGCGCGGUGGUCAUGCAGGGGAGACAUGUGAGGCAUGUUGCUUUGAGGUCGUACAACGCUGCAGAGCGUAUCACUAUGGUCACUUCCUUCCGUGCAAAAGAUCCUCGUAUUAUGGACGCCUCUGUCCUCACCACAAUCCACCCCAUCACUAAACGGAAUCGGAUCAAUUACCAAUGGUCUCUCUACCGCCUCAAGCUCCUUUCCGAACGCUUCGCCGCCACAGCUCGCGACCUCGAGCUUGCACACGCAGCUCUACCACCCGACGACGACAAAGAUGGCCUCGGAGGGUCAGAGGUCGUCAAAGUAGAAGAGAUGGAGAAAUGGAUCAGGGAGCAGGUCGGGUAUCUGGAGAGGACAGGGAAAGAGCUGGCGAAGACCGUGGAGAAGGAAAGCGGAGAUGCGUAUCUCAAUAUGACUGGGCCAGGGACCGUCGUCAGUGUCGCGAGUGCAAAUAUCGCGGAUAAGGUGAUGAGGGGGAGAAUGUGGGGUGUAGGUGCCGGGGUGUUACUUUGUGUGUUCGGGGCUGCGCAGUGGGCUUUGUCUUGAGGUCUGAGGUCGACGAGUCUCGGGUGUUUGAUAGUGUUGUACGAUUUUUUUUUC
This is a messenger RNA of Stereum hirsutum FP-91666 SS1, 1275 nucleotides long. RefSeq lists its product as uncharacterized. Lineage: Eukaryota; Fungi; Basidiomycota; Agaricomycetes; Russulales; Stereaceae. The coding region runs from base 1 to 1221 and encodes 406 amino acids. The record is from RefSeq and is a predicted model, not a curated record. The transcript is spliced from 8 exons.